GCGGCCUCUGAGAGAAUUACACAGGAUCUGUUUUGGUGGGGUUGCUGCUGUGUAUGUGACACUAUCAGCGAUAGUCGCAGGGCACCCAGGGCUGGGCUGAUAGUAUGUGAAGAUCGUUAACGACAUUGCUGCGUUAAUAUAGGAUUCAGCCUCAUACAAGGUUGUGCCACAAUUUUAAAAAUGAGCCCUACACAGUGGGAUUUUCCUGUGGAGCUUUGCUGUCGUCCUAUGGCCUUUGUGACCCUCACUGGUUUGGAUGUAACAUUUAAUGCAGUUCACCGUGCUAUUUGGGAUGCUUUCUGUGCAAAUAGACGUGCUGAUCGUGUACCUAUCUCAUUUAAGGUUUUGCUUGGGGACCACGAAUAUCCAAAAUGCAGAACAAAAAGAACAUCUUAUGAAUGGUACAUCCCUAAAGGCAUCCUGAAGACUGGCUGGAUGAACAAACAUUUAAACCUGGUGCCUGCACUGGUCGUUGUGUUUUAUGAGUUGGAUUGGGAUGAUGCCCAGUGGAAGGAGAAACAGUCGGAGUGUGCAACAAGGGUGGAAAUUGUCAGGCAGAGCUUGCUAGGCCGAAACACAAAAGUCGCUGUAGUUCUCAUCCAGAAGAAGACGCCUCUACCGCCAGGUGAGGACGUGAUUGCCUCAGAACGAGCCUCUGCACUGUGCAAUGCCUGUGACCUCUCAGGAAAAUCGCUGUUUGUUCUGCCACACACUGACCACCUGGUUGGCUACAUAAUAAGACUGGAGAAUGCAUUUUAUGAACAUGCACAAACCUAUUACUACAGUGAAAUCCGGAGAGUGAAAUCACAUAAAGAAUUCUUAAACAAAACGACACACCAGCUCCUGUUUGUACGGCAUCAGUUCAAGAUAGCAUUCUUCAGUGAGCUAAAACAAGAUACACAGAACGCCCUAAAAAAUUACAGGACUGCCUAUAAUUUGGUGCAUGAACUGAGAGCUCAUGAAACAAAUAUGCUGGAAAUAAAAACCAUGGCUGGCUUUAUAAACUAUAAGAUUUGUCGCCUCUGUUUCCAGCACAACACACCGCUAGAUGCCAUUGCACAGUUUAGAAAGCACAUUGAUUUGUGUAAGAAGAAAAUAGGAAGUGCAGAGUUGUCAUUUGAGCACACAGCCUGGAUGUCUAAACAGUUCCAAGCUUUUGGCGAUUUGUUUGAUGAAGCUAUUAAACUGGGACUGACAGCUAUUCAAACCCAGAAUCCUGGUUUCUACUAUCAGCAAGCAGCAUACUAUGCACAGGAACGCAAGCAGCUAGCUGGGCAUUUGUGCAACCAUGAUCCUUCUGUUGCAUAUCCUAAUCCUGAUCCACUUGAGACCCCUAAUGGAGUGCUUGACUUCUACGGACAGAGAUCAUGGCGACAAGGGAUACUAAGCUUUGAUCUUUCUGACCCAGAGAAGGAGAAGGCUGGAAUUCUUGCUUUACAAUUGAGAGAGAGGGAUGUCAAUAACUCUGAUAUUAUUAUUAGUCUGCUGAGCAGUGCCGUGGCUCAGUUUAAGAAGUACAAGUGUCCACGAAUGAAGAGUCACUUAAUGGUUCAAAUGGGAGAAGAAUAUUAUUAUUCUAAAGACUAUUCUAAAGCACUAAAGUUGUUGGACUAUGUAAUGUGUGACUAUCGCAGCGAGAGGUGGUGGACUCUGCUCACUUCUAUACUGACUACAGCUCUCAAAUGCUCCUAUCUCAUGGCACAGCUGAAAGAUUACAUCACUUAUUCCCUGGAGCUACUUGGACGAGCAUCUACACUGAAAGAUGAUCAGAAGUCCAGAGUUGAGAAGAAUUUGUUUAAAGUCUUAAUGAAUGAAAGUCCAGAUCCAGAGCCAGACUGUGAGAACUCUAUGGUGAAGGCAGCACAGAGACUAUGGACAGACAGAGUUUCCUUGGCUGGUAGUAAUAUUUUUACAAUUGAGGUGCAGGAUUUUGUACCAUUUGUUCAAUGCAAGGCAAAGUUUCUUUCUCCAAGUUUUCACGUUGACGUUCCUGUCCAGUUGCACGUUUAUCUGAAAACUGACUGUCCUCAUCCAAUCCGCUUCUCUAAACUGUGCGUGGGUUUUAGCAAUCAGGAAUACAACCAGUUAUGUGUUGUGGAAGAACAGUACAAAGCUAGUGAAAUUCUUGAACAGUCAACGCAAGGGACCAUGUGUCUGGUGCCUGGGAAAACACGGAAAUUCACCUUCAAGUUUGUAGCAAAAACUGAAGAUGUUGGGAAGAAAAUUGAGAUCACCUCUGUUGAUCUUAUUCUGGGUAAUGAGACAGGUCGUUGUGUAAUUCUUAACUGGCGAGGAGGGGGAGGGGAUGCUGCUUCUUCUCAAGAAGCUGUGCAGGCCUCUCGCUCCUUCAAGCGGAGACCAAAGUUACCUGAGAAUGAAGUUCACUGGGACAGUGUUGCAAUCCAAGCCAGCACCAUGAUCAUCUCUAGAGUCCCAAAGAUCACUGUCCAGUUGCGUCAUGAGCCACCAGCCUUGAAUAAUGAAAUGUAUUGCAUCAUGAUAACUGUACAAUCGCAGGAAAGCACAACCAUCAAGGAUGUGAAGCUCACUGCUGGCCUAAAACCAGGGCAAGAUGCCAAUUUGACACAGAAGACUCAAGUCACGCUCCAAGGGACUGAAAUGUGCAAUGACUCAAACCCAGCUUUACUCACUGACGUACCAGUUGGCGGCCUGCAGCCCGAGGAAAAGCUGGAUAUUCCUCUGUACAUUCGUUGCGGAUCAGUUGGCACACGUGUAUUCCUGGUUUAUGUUUCAUAUCUGAUAGAGACGACAGUUGAGAACAAGCAGAUUGCCUGUAAAUGUCACCGGGAUGAAACUGUGACUAUUGAAACCGUAUUUCCUUUUGAAGUAGCUGUAAAAUUUGUAUCUAUGAAGUUUGAACAUUUAGACUGUGUGUAUACAGACAUUCCCUUCCUUUUGAUGACGGAUAUCUUAAGCGCUUCCCCAUGGGCCUUGACCAUUAAAUCCAGCCAGCUCCAAUUGGCUACUGCUGUCACUUCUGUGGACCAACUUGAAUCCUAUGUGGAAAAUAUUGUCCUGCACACAGGUGAAAGUGCAAGUGAAUGUUUUUGCCUUCAGUGUCCACCAACAGCAAGCAGCCAGACUGGUGUGGCCACUGGCUGUUACAUUAUAUCUUGGAAGAGGAGUUCUGCUGGAGAAAAUGUACCAAUGGUCAAUACGGUUAUAACGUUACCCCACCUGAUGGUUGAAAGCAUUCCUCUCCAUAUCCAUGCAGACCUUCCAUCAUUUGGGCGAGUGCGGGAAUCCCUGCCAGUCAAGUACCAUCUAGAAAAUAAAACCAGCCUAGUACAGGAUAUAGAGAUUGCUGUGGAGCCAAGUGAUGCGUUCAUGUUUUCUGGACUUAAACAGAUACGACUACAGAUACUUCCAGGCACUGAGCAGGAGAUGCUGUACAACUUCUACCCAUUAAUGGCUGGGUAUCAGCAGUUGCCAUCUCUCAACAUCAAUUUACUGAGGUUCCCAAAUUUCACCAGUCAUCUACUAAAACGCUUCCUACCUACUCAUAUAUUUGUAAAGCCACAGGGACGUCAAGCCGAUGAGUCAAUUGAAGCAGCAUAAUUAUGAGAUUUUUGCACAUACUACAUUUAUGCUGAUCCAGCCACUGGAAACAUAACGUCUAUUUUUGGCUAAAAUAUUUUCAUGUUUAAAGUUGGAAACUGAAGGAAAAUGUGUAUAUUUGAGUAGUCUAUUUGAGAAAACAACAUGAAACAAGACCAAGCAGUGAACACAGAUCAAUUGCUACUUUGGACAGCUCUGGUGGGAUUUAAGCUGUCAUCCUGGCUUACUGUAGAAUUCAUCCACUAACACACGGAAUGUGAUGAGUAAGCCUGAGACUUUUACUCUUCUUCAUGCGUUUGAAUUUGUUUCUCUGGUUUCAGAAUUUUAACAAGUGGAACCGCUAAUUUGCUGAAGGUUUCAACUCAACCCAAGUGAAGGAUAAAUGCAUCAGAUAUGAAGCCUUUUUUAUUUGAAAAACAAAUCAUCUGCAGUUCUCCUCAAGCAUACAGAGUAAAUAAUAUUACUACAUCUGAAAUGAAAAACAAAUAUAUAUCUAUAUAUAUGGACUUCAGUUUUAUGUAAAUAGUACUCACCCUCAAGGAAGGAUUUUGUAAUUGACUGAUCAGAUUCUGGCAGAACAUGAACAACUCUGGUGUAUUUGGUUUUAUUACUUACUAAAAAUGAAACCAAUUGAUGAUGGUAAUACAUAAGAUUGUAUUAUGUCAUGUGCACUGUGCAUUUUGUAAAAGUAAAAUAUGUAUACCGGGCAAUAUAUGUGUACAUUUCCUUGUUAGAAUAAACCUUGAUCUUCUGUUUGGUUAUGAGUAAUAA
Molecule: messenger RNA, 4350 nt
Organism: Bombina bombina (fire-bellied toad)
Lineage: Eukaryota; Metazoa; Chordata; Amphibia; Anura; Bombinatoridae
Gene: TRAPPC11
Product: trafficking protein particle complex subunit 11
Exons: 30
Coding region: 181-3579 (1132 amino acids)
Source: RefSeq, a predicted model, not a curated record